AUGGCAAAGGACCGGACUGAGAAGAAGGAGAAGCGCGAGAAGAAGGAAAAGCGCUCGGAGAAGGACGGAGUUAAGAAGGAGAAGAAGGAGAAGAAGGAGAAGAAGGACAAGACUGCUCUUACCAAUGCUGUUGAGGAAGAGUUGACGUCCAAGGUUCUGGAUGGAAUUGACCAGGCCGAGAAGACCAAUGGCGAUGUCGAGGUCGAGGUUGAGCAGAUGGAAGUCGACGGUGCCCGUCCCGCCGGUGCUCUUGUGCCGUUUGCCAACCCUCUGGUCGAAGACAAGUCGGCCAAGAAGGUCUUGAAGAGUGUUAAGAAGGCCGCUGUCAACAAGUGCCUCAAGCGCGGUGUCAAGGAAGUCGUCAAGGCCCUCCGGAAAUCGCCCAUUCCCGCUCCCAACGAGUCUUCGCCUCUCCCCAACGGUGUUGUCGUGCUUGCUGGAGACAUCUCGCCCAUGGACGUCAUCUCGCACAUUCCCCUCCUUUGCGAAGACCACGGUAUCCCCUACGUUUUUGUCACAUCGCGCGCUGAGCUCGGUAAUUCUGCCGCUACCAAGCGCCCCACGAGUGUGAUCAUGGUUGUGCCCAAGUCGGCCGCCAAGGGCAAGAAGGGCGAGGACGACGAUGGGGAGGAUUUCAGCCAGACAUAUGAAGAGCUGGCUAAGCUUGCGCAAAAAGAAGCCAAGAAGGCGAAUGUCUAA
Aspergillus ruber CBS 135680 is the source of this 699-nucleotide messenger RNA. RefSeq names its product L30e-like protein. The record is from RefSeq and is a predicted model, not a curated record. The transcript is spliced from 2 exons. NCBI's taxonomy places the organism in Eukaryota, Fungi, Ascomycota, Eurotiomycetes, Eurotiales, Aspergillaceae. Gene Ontology annotation, biological process: rRNA pseudouridine synthesis; ribosome biogenesis; snRNA pseudouridine synthesis. Gene Ontology annotation, cellular component: box H/ACA snoRNP complex. Bases 1 to 699 code for a protein of 232 amino acids. Gene Ontology annotation, molecular function: box H/ACA snoRNA binding.